AUGUCUGACUACUACCUAUAUGCUUACUCCUUCGACAUGCCAAUGGGAAUAAGAGAGCUGAUUGACCAACUUAUGAAUUGUGAGGAUAUUGCUAUGAAUUUUUUGGUAUCCCAUUUGUCUGGAAAAUCACCCCUCAAGGAUGGUAUUGAAAAUAAUGUCUGUCGAUUUACGCUAUCUGAACGGUUAGUCUUAUAA
This is a messenger RNA of Protopolystoma xenopodis, 195 nucleotides long. Lineage: Eukaryota; Metazoa; Platyhelminthes; Monogenea; Polystomatidea; Polystomatidae. The record is from the annotation of a GenBank genome assembly.